AUGUCUGCUCCUGGGAAUUAUCCAAUAGAAAGUGGCGAACCAGUAGGACAGACGGAAGGCGGCGUGCCUUACGAACAUGAUUCUGCAUAUGAGGACUUGCCAGAGGAAGCACUGACUGAAAAUCCAUUCGACACUGAAAGUAGUCGCAUCCUAUUCAAUGCGAUUGACCAGCUGCAAAGCUGCGAUGCAGGUCAAGACAUUGACAUUCCGCAGCUAGUCAUUGUAGGUGGCCAGUCUACUGGUAAAUCUUCGUUGCUCCAAAGCCUUGUAGACAUUCCUUUCCCAACUGGUCAGGGAUGUUGCACUCGCUUUGCCACCCGUAUCGUCUCCCGCCGCACACCUCCAGGCUCAAAGAAUGAGUGCGUCAUUACGAUUGUCAAGCCGGACUUCGACAUCAAAGACUAUUACAGUCUAAAUGAGCACUUCAACUACGACAUCCGCCCCAACCAUCACACCUUCAGGUACCAAAGCGAGACGCUCAGCGCGCAAGACUUCCUCCAUGUCAUGAAGGAAGUGGAGGAAAAGUACAUGGGCAUCAAGUCGGGCAAGCGCCGAGGAGCAAAGAACUUCGCAACCGAGGUACUCAAAGUUGAGCUCAGCGGACCCAAGCGAUCUCAUUUCAGCAUCCUUGACAUCCCGGGAGUUUUCGCAACGCCAGUCGACGUCAACGUUGAAGAAAUGGAAGGUGUCCGGCGAAUGGUCAUUGAGUAUCUGAGAAAGCCGCAAAAUCUUGUUAUCUGUGUCGCCGAUGCUGGCAGUGAUCUAGCAAAUCAAGGUGUCUUCACAUUAGCCGCGGAGCACGUCCAGAAGAGCCGGCUCAUCGGCGUGUUCACAAAAUGUGACAAUUUGAAGGAAUCUGGAGACGUCAGCUCAAUGCAGCACGGUUGGUUUGUUGUCCGUAAUCGGAGAGGUGACGAAGGUAUUUCCUUCGACCUGAACGCUGCAGAAAGAGAUUUGUUCGACAGUUCCCCAUGGGCUGCCAUACCCAAGACGCGACGAGGAUCCAGAAUGCUAAAGAAAUUCCUGGGAGAUAUCCUGUGUUCUCGAAUCCGUCAAGAGUUCCCAAGCCUCCAGCAAAAGGUCAGGGACUUAUUGAAGGAAACAUUGGCGGCCAGAAAAUCAUUAGGAGACCCACGACCCACUCAUCAUCAUCGCGUACAGUACCUUGUCGACAUCGUGCAAAAGUUUCAACGUGCCGCCCAGCAGGCUUUAGAUAGUCCUGGUCGGCUGCCAUCAAAGGAGAUGCGCGUUCGCGGAAUCGUCGCAGCAAAGAAUCGCAACUUCGACGAUGAAAUGAGAGAUCAAGGACAUUACUAUGAAUUCGAAGAAAAAAAACCUCAGAAGAACCCAAACGUCCUGGAGUCUUUACCAUUCAAUACUGAAGGAGUAUCGGAUAUUCGACAAGAGAUCAGGGAGCAAAUAGAAAUCUUCCGAAGCAGUGGACUCCCUGGAUUGUUGAACAUUGAUGUCUUCCCAGUGCUUUACAAGAUCCAGACACAAAAGUGGCUUGAUAUGGCAACUGAUCACCUCCAUGACGUUGCUAAUGAUACAAUUUUGGCGGCUACAAGUAUUCUGACGCUUUUGAAUCAGGAAUAUCACUUGUGUCCCAAUGCACGGGAUGGCUUUGUCGAGAUCAUUCAGGACUUCCAUCGGUCUGCGCAUGACAAGGCUGAGAAGCUAUUGAUAGACUAUAUGGUGAAAGAAAAAGAGUUCCCACUUCAGACUACGAACCCGGUAUUUGAAGAUAGGAUCGAGGGUCUAAGGACGAUGCGAAUCCAGGAAGCCACUCGGGAUCAUAAAAAGGCCAUGGAACUGUGGAUUGAGAAGAAACUUAAGAAGGACAAACUCACCACUCCCGCCGUUAUGGAAAUGGUCGAUCACGUGUUGACAUUCCUGCACUAUAAUGCUGAUACAAGAAUGGAGAAUGAAGUGCACGAUGUGCUCCGAGUCUACUAUGAGCUGGCACUGCAGUCGUUCAUCGACUUCACCACCAAGCGAAUUAUCGAGGACUUCGUAUCUAGCAAGACAGGACCCCUGCUUGGUCUGUCCACAGAUUACGUUCUCAACCUCUCCGAGACCGAGGUAGAGAAGCUGGCACGCGAGGACGACAGCGUGUUGUCGAAGAGGGACAAGUACGACGAAAAAAUAGCCAGACUUGAACAAUCUUAUGCCAUUGCCGAACGAGCUUGGAAGCAGACUACACCCCAUUAG
Molecule: messenger RNA, 2211 nt
Organism: Truncatella angustata
Lineage: Eukaryota; Fungi; Ascomycota; Sordariomycetes; Amphisphaeriales; Sporocadaceae
Product: vacuolar sorting protein VPS1
Exons: 7
Coding region: 1-2211 (736 amino acids)
Cellular component (GO): microtubule; cytoplasm; membrane
Molecular function (GO): GTPase activity; microtubule binding; GTP binding
Source: RefSeq, a predicted model, not a curated record